Messenger RNA from Penaeus indicus, 4024 nucleotides. Its product is annotated as transcription factor sem-2-like. Gene Ontology annotation, molecular function: RNA polymerase II cis-regulatory region sequence-specific DNA binding; DNA-binding transcription factor activity, RNA polymerase II-specific. The transcript is spliced from 3 exons. The coding region runs from base 72 to 1337 and encodes 421 amino acids. NCBI's taxonomy places the organism in Eukaryota, Metazoa, Arthropoda, Malacostraca, Decapoda, Penaeidae. Gene Ontology annotation, biological process: cell differentiation; anatomical structure morphogenesis; regulation of DNA-templated transcription. The record is from RefSeq and is a predicted model, not a curated record.
ACUACAGACUCAGUUGCCCUUUUGCCGUGCGUGGAUGAAGACGCGCCGCUGCGUACCGCGAGUGUUUUCUCAUGGACUCGGCCUGUCAGCACGACGGCAAAAUGUUACCCCAUGCAAAUUACGAGAGAAUCCCUGUACAGAGCACGCGAAGUGCCGUCUUUGGAUCUAUGCUUGUCGAUGACAAGUCCAACACGCCGUAUUCAGACGCCACACAGACCAAGAAGCACCCUCCGAACCACAUCAAGCGCCCGAUGAACGCCUUCAUGGUGUGGUCGCAGAUGGAGCGCCGCGAGAUCGUCAAGUUUGCCCCCGACAUGCACAACGCCGAGAUCUCGAAGCAGCUGGGGCGCCGCUGGAAGCUGCUGUCGGAGGAGCAGCGCCGCCCGUACCGCGAGGAGGCCGAGCGGCUGAAGGAGCUGCACCUCCGCGAGUACCCCGACUACAAGUACCGUCCGCGCAAGAAGGGGCAGAAGGGGCAGCUGAGGGGCGUUUCGGACAAGAACGGCGGCAAGGUGACCAAAGCCAAGGAGAGCCACGGCGGCGGCGGCGGCGGCCGGGAGAAGGCCAAGAGCGUGGUCAACGUGAUCAGCAACACGCGCAUCACCCACACGCAGGGCCUCGAGGUCGACCACAACAAGCUGGGAAUCAAGAUCACAAUCGACGACGACUUCAAGCGGUCGCACAUGAUGCCCCAGAACGGUGCCAUGGCCCUCACGCCGCAGUCCCCUCCCGAAGUGCCCGCCAGCCCGCCCUGUGACCUGCCAGACUCGCCCGAGAGUGCCUCCAUGUACGACGACCAGCAGGCCUUCAGCUACAACCCCGCCCACACCGCCCAUUACCACUCCGGCACCAGUUCCACCGCCUCGUCGCCCUCCACUCUCACCAGUAGUCGAACCACCCUCACGCUCAGCAGCGCCACGUCCAUCCACAACAUCAUGUCGAGCAUCAACACCGCCAGCAUGAUCAAGCAGGAGCCCGAGGACCCUCUGUACGAGGCCGUGUACACGCCCCAGAGCCUGGCCUCGCCCGGCCUGGCCUCGCCCCUGUGCGAGACCCCCACCACGCCCCACAUCAAGACGGAGCUCAAGCAGGAGACCCCCAGUCCGAGCGCCUCGCUGGCGGUGGACCACGCGAGUCUCGACGACCUGUACAACAUCACGGACUUCAUCUCCGUCACCGACAUCAAGAUGGACUUGGCUGACAUCGACUUCGACGCCGUCAGCACGAGUUCGGGGUCCCACUUCGACUUCUCGAGUGUGGCCGACGAGACGGACCACCUGCUGUCCGACUGCGGCAUCUCCCACACCUGGAUCGGCUCCGGCGCCUUCUUGCAGUAGGCAGGAAACCCCGGGGCCGCUUGAUCCAAGGGCGCGUCCUUUUUUCUCCUCCCCUCUUUCGUGUAGACAACGAAAGACAGAGACUUUUUAAGAUAUAACACUUCUGUCCAGCAUAGACUUAACAGUACUCUAGUGAAGUCAUUAGUAUUGUACACGAGAGAUCUGUUGGACGGGGACCAACUGUCCUACCCAGCUUACAAAGCCUCCAUAACGGUGCCAGUGCCUUCAACCAUUGUUUCCUAUGACCUUUUUAACAAAAAAUAAUGAAACAGUACACAGAACAGACGAACCAAAAAACAAUAAUAACAAACCAGUUAAACCGCAACUUACCGCAGUCUGGUCAAUAUAAUGGUGCACAAAGAUCAUCUCGGUGAUGAGACAAAACUUUAGCCUUAGCAGCCCAGCCAUAAUGCAUGUGAAACAGUCUAGUUGGUGGUCGACGGCCCGCAGCGGGAGAGUCGUCCUUUGGUAAACCAGUAUUCUCCACGUCGUACCGUAUUGUAAGAGGCUUUUUUUUAUUUUUCAUUUUUGUUUACAUGUCUUCUGUGGAAGUGAUGAACCAUUUUGAAUACAUAUGUUGAAUGGAAUUUAAGAAAAACUGAACCAAAAUUCUAGUGAGGGCAAGUGGGGCUUUGAAGGAAGGAAGAGAGAGGAGAUACAAAACAGUCAUCCUAACAAGGAAAUGAGAGGGAGUCUCGCAGUGUAAACAAAUACUACUAAACAUGUCUUUCUAUUGGAUCACCAGUCCACUCAUAUAGUUUGUUGUAAUAUUCUCCGAUGGUGAUGAGGCUCAAAGGAACAAAGAAAAGAGAUUCUUUAGUUCUGUACGGAACAAGUCCCUAACAUUGUUUGCCAUCUUUUUUUUUGUAACGUUUGUGAAGAGAGAAAGAAGGAGGAGGAGGUAUGGAAACUCGAAACUGCCGAAGAAGAAGCAGUGCAGAGACCGAAAGUCAAGGAAGAAAGGGAAGAGGAAGAAGAAGUCGAUGAUUGGUGGCUGGAGGUUUAAAAACAAAAGUUACGACUGUACAACAUCAGGCGACGCUGGUUCAUUUGACGAAGGCGAUUUGGUUGAAGAAGAAAUUUUAAAAAAAGCAAGUGACGAAGACGGUUGAAGAUCAGGUAAAGAACAAAGAAAAAAAGAAGGAAGACGAAACGAAGAGGAGAGAGACUCGAUGGUGAGGCGGAAGGAUCACCGGGCAGGCCGUUCUUGCGCAGGUCUUCGGUGUUGGGCGAAAGAGAACCAAGAUGUUGCUGAAGGAGCCUGGACACUGCAGAUCGAGCCAAGAAAGCACACCUGCAACUUGUGGUGUGACAACCUAAGGUGGUGACAUCCCAUGGUAGUGACAGCCAAUGGCAUUGACAGCCUAUGGUGAUGACUGCCCAUGGAGGUACGACAGCCUGUGGUGGUGACAGCCUCGACCAAUGAACGUCAAGGAAAACCCGUGGGCAUUUGGGGGAGACAAGUCUGCGUGACGUCAUCAGUGCAAUAAGCCAAUCGCGAGGCAGUUCAGUGACGUGGGAAAAAAAACGUGUAUUAAAAAAAAAAAAAGUAGAUUAUGGUAGUAUUUAUAUAUUGUUACAAAAUAUUUUGUAAAUGACACAUUGUCCCAGUGAUGCCGUCGGAAGAAGCUUAUAUCUCGUUUUUGUUUGUUUGUUUAAGUGAAUGCACAGUUAUGGAGUCCGCCUUCUAACGGCCUUGCAACCUAUUUUUUUUUUCCUUCCUGUGUCCUUCGUUAUAAAUGUACAAGCCAUUUCGUUCUUGACUGCCACUCGGAGGGCAUACGUUAGGAGAUCAUCCCAACAGUACUUAAAGAAAAAAAAAAAACGUGUGACGUCACUGAACCUGCCCCCCCCCCACCCCUUCUCCCCAUACCCCCUACCCCCCCACCCACCUAAUGGCGAUGGCGUUGUUGCGUAACCGUUUUUUUAUAUAUAAAUAUAUAUAUAAAUAUAUAUACAUAUGGGUAUUUUGGUAUGAUAAUGCAAUAAAGAGACAAGAUGAAAGAGGCAGAUUUUGUUUGAAAUUCUAGUCAGUACAACAAUAUUACUGUGUAUAGUAAUUAACUAUGUCAAACGAUUUUGCUCGUUUUCUCUCGUUUUAUACAUGUAUAUUGUCACAUUAUCAUUAUUAUUUACAUUUUUUUUUUCUCUCGUAGAUAACGGUUGAAAUGUAUCCACUGUUUUUUUAUUUAUUUAUGUUCAAUUUGUGUUAGUUAUUCAAAGUCUAUGGAUCUUUUUUUUUUCUUUUUAUUCGGUAGAAGGAAAAAAAUAUAUUUUUUUUGCAUCUCACUAGUUGCAAAAAACUGCUCAAAACACUGUAAAGGAAAUAGAUUAUAAGACGACUUUAAUAACAUCAGAAAUUUUCACAAGUGAUCUCAAUAUUUUCACAUACAAACUAACAAAUUUGACAAUAUUUUUUCACUUUUUUUUUUCAUCAUUGCAAUUUUUCUCUUUCUAUCAAUCCUUUUCUUCCUUCUGCCUAAAAUCUAUUAUAUUAUUGAUCAUAUUUUGUACAUAGUGUUAAAAGAAUGAAUGAAAUAUUCCCUGUACAGUUUUAAUUAUAUGGCAUUACGUCAGUAAGUCUUGUCGGAGGUUUUAUAUAUAUUUCGUAGAGUUAGCGCUUGCCUGUUCCAAGUUCAGGAACUGCAGGUGUAUGGAACAAAUAAAUUUUUAUAUGUUUCAAGUGA